Molecule: messenger RNA, 6035 nt
Organism: Acanthopagrus latus (yellowfin seabream)
Lineage: Eukaryota; Metazoa; Chordata; Actinopteri; Spariformes; Sparidae
Gene: lamb1b
Product: laminin, beta 1b
Exons: 33
Coding region: 372-5462 (1696 amino acids)
Biological process (GO): substrate adhesion-dependent cell spreading; basement membrane assembly; cell migration
Cellular component (GO): laminin trimer
Molecular function (GO): integrin binding; extracellular matrix structural constituent
Source: RefSeq, a predicted model, not a curated record
CAGAUGUUUGCACGGAGGGCAGCUGUUAUCCCGCCACAGGUGACCUGCUGAUCGGCCGGGCACACAAACUCACCGCCUCCUCCACCUGCGGCGUGAAGAAGCCGGAGCGCUUCUGCAUCGUCGGACACCUGGAGGAAGCUCGGCCGCGUCCCUGAUUUCAUAAGGACGCCAUUCACAGCGCGAACCGGCCGAGGGGAUGUCUGAUAAAGAGAGAGCAUCCCCUGCCUCGCCCCCGGACCACAUGCACACAGGGACGGGAUUGUGAGGAGCACAGCGCUUUUAUUGUGGCGAGGAAUGUCUGAACUCCCACUCGACAAGACAGCGAGCAGAUAACUGAGGAGAAGAAAUGUUUCGUGUGCGACUCCAGCAAGAUGUACGACGAGGACAACAACCACGUCAGCCACACCAUCGAGAACGUGGUCACGACCUUCGCCCACAACCGCCUGAAGACCUGGUGGCAGUCCGAGAACGGUGUGGAGAACGUGACGAUCCAGCUGGACCUGGAGGCCGAGUUUCACUUCACACACCUUAUCAUGACCUUCAAGACGUUUCGGCCGGCUGCCAUGGUGAUCGAGCGCUCGAUGGAUUUCGGGAAGACGUGGCAGGUUUAUCGUUACUUCGCCUACGACUGUGAGUCGUCUUUCCCCGGCGUGUCGUCCGGGCCGCUGGCCAAAGUGGACGAAGUCAUCUGUGACACCCGUUACUCAGACAUCGAACCGUCCACCGAGGGAGAGGUGAUAUUUCGGGUGCUGGAUCCCGCCUUCGAGAUUGAGGAUCCCUACAGCCUGAGGAUUCAGAACAUGCUGAAGAUCACGAACAUCCGCACAAAGUUCAUCAAGCUCCACACACUGGGCGACAACCUGCUCGACUCCCGCGACGAGGUGACGGAGAAGUACUACUACGCCCUCUAUGACAUGGUCGUCCGCGGCAACUGCUUCUGUUACGGCCACGCCUCCGAGUGCGCCCCGAUCGAUGGAGCGCCGACCGGAGCCGAGGGCAUGGUCCACGGACGUUGUGUGUGUAACCACAACACAGAGGGACUGAACUGUGAGCGCUGCAGGGACUUCCACCAUGAUCUGCCGUGGAGACCUGCCGAGGGACGAAACACCAACGCCUGCAAGAAGUGUGAGUGCAACCAUCACUCCACCUCGUGUCACUUCGACCUCGCCGUGUACAUGACGACCGGCAACAUGAGCGGAGGCGUGUGCGAGGACUGUCAACACAACACGGUGGGCCGGCAGUGCGAGCACUGCGCGCCGUUCUACUUCCAGCACCCGAACCGAGACCUGCGAGACCCAAACGUCUGCGAGCAGUGUAACUGUGACCCAGACGGGUCGCUGCAGGGCGGACUGUGUGACGCUCGGACCGACGUGCAGGCCGGGCUGAUCUCAGGUCAGUGUCGCUGCAAAGUCAACGUGGAGGGCGAGCGCUGUGACACCUGCAGACAGGGACACUUCGGGCUGGGACAAGGGCCCGGCGGCUGCUUACCUUGCACCUGCAACCCGCUGGGAACUCUGCCGGGAGGAAACCCCUGCAACUCAGAGACAGGAAGUUGCUUCUGCAAGCGCCUCGUUGACGGACACAACUGCGAUCAGUGUCUGCCGCAGCACUGGGGUCUGUCCAAUGACAUGGACGGCUGCAGACCAUGUGACUGCGACCAGGGCGGAGCUGUCAACAACAACUGCGACCCUCACUCUGGACAGUGUGAGUGCAGGGAGCACAUGUUCGGGCGGCGCUGCGAUCAGGUGGAGUCCGGCUUCUACUUCAUCGCUCUGGAUCACUACACCUACGAGGCGGAGGACGCCAAGCACGGACCUGGUGUGACUGUUGUACCGAGGCCUUACCCUCUGGAUCGCAGUCCUACGUGGACCGGUAUGGGCUUUGUUAACGUGCCGGAAGGAGCCUACUUAGAGUUCUCCAUCAACAACAUCCCUGAAUCCAUGGACUACGACAUCCUUAUCCGCUAUGAGCCGCAGCUUCCGCAGCAGUGGGAGCAGGUGAACGUCCGAGUGCAGCGUCCCGUCUUCAACCCUCCAAACUACUCCGGUCACUGCAGCAACUCCAUCCAGAGUGGAGACGACCAGUCCAUCUCUCUCCCACCUGGAUCCAGACACAUGUUGCUGGUGAGGCCGAUCUGUUUCGAGCAAGGACUGAACUACACGGUCCGACUCAGCCUUCCUCUCUACUCGUCCAUCAGCGCCGUCCAGAGCCCGUACACGCUCAUCGACUCUCUGGUGUUAAUACCGCGGGUCAGGGAGCUGGACAUGUUCCAUGGGAUCGACGGCGAGGGAGCGUGGGAUACGUUCCAGCGCUACCGAUGUCUGGAGAGCAGCCAGAGCGUCGUCAAAAGCCCCAUGACCGACAUCUGUAACGACUACAUCUUCAGUGUCUCCGCUCUGCUGCAUAAAGGAGCCAUGGCAUGCCAGUGUGACCCUCAGGGUUCCCUCAGCGCCCUGUGUGACCCCAGUGGAGGUCAGUGUCGGUGCCGACCCAACGUCAUGGGGAGGAACUGUGACCACUGUGCUCCUGCUACCUUCCUCUUCAGCCCCGCCGGCUGCAGACCUUGCGAGUGCGACCUCCGCGGCUCAGUCACCGCCAUGUGCCACGAGGCGACGGGCCAGUGCGAGUGCGUCUCAGGGGCGACGGGGCGCCAGUGUUCCCACUGCCUGCCGGGCUUCUGGGGCUUCCCUCAGUGCAGACCGUGUAACUGUAACGGCCACAGCGAGUACUGCCACCCUCAGACCGGAGAGUGUCAGGGCUGCAGGGACUUCACCACCGGACACCACUGUGAGAGGUGUCUGGACGGUUACCAUGGCGACCCAGAGCUGGGUUCAGGUGACCACUGUCGCGCCUGCAUGUGUCCCGAUGGGCCGCGCAGUGGACGGCAGUUUUCCGACAGCUGUUACCUGCUGGGUAACCAGCUGGUGUGUGUGUGCAGCUCGGGCUACAAAGGUGCCAGGUGUGAUCAGUGCGCUCCGGGUUAUUUCGGGAACCCUCUGGUGCCCGGCGGGCGCUGCCUGCCCUGCCAGUGCAACAACAACAUCGACAUGCACGACCCGGGGUCCUGCGACGCUCGGACCGGCGCCUGUGUGAAGUGCCUGCACCACACUGAGGGCUACGCCUGUCAGCACUGCAAACUGGGUUACUACGGCAACGCUGGCACGCAGAGCUGCAGGAAGUGCAUGUGUUACCCGAUGGGCACGGCUCCUCAGGCCUGUUCCUCCCCUCACGACUGUCAGUGCGAUCAGCUCAGCGGUCAGUGUCCCUGCCAGCCCAACGUGGUCGGUCAGAACUGCGACCGCUGCGCUGCCGAUACGUGGAACAUCGCCAGCGGAACGGGCUGCCAGCGCUGCGACUGCGACCCCGACCACUCCUACGGAUCGUCCUGUAAUGAGGUCACAGGUCAGUGCUCCUGCAAACCAGGUUUUGGUGGCAAGACGUGUCGGGAGUGCAGAGAGCUCUUCUGGGGGGAUCCAAAGGUCAAAUGUCAAGCCUGUGACUGUGACGCUCGGGGAAUCUCUAGCAAUCAGUGCCAUCGUGCGACAGGUCAGUGCACCUGUGUGAAAGGUGUGUCGGGCCUGAAGUGUGACCAGUGUGCCCGGGGCUACCAGGGGGAGUUCCCCUCCUGUGAGCCCUGCCACCAGUGCUUUGCCGUCUGGGACAACGUGGUCGGCGAGCUGACCAAUCAAACUAAACGCCUGGAGGCCCAAGUGACGGAGCUCCAGAGCAGCGGCGUGACGGCGCCGUAUAAAGAAUUAGUCAGCAGUCUGGAGAGGAACGCCAAAGCUGUGAGGGAGAUCGUGGAGAGCAACCCUGCAGCGGUGAAGCUGGAGCAGAUUCAGGACCUGAUGCACGAAAUAACUGGUUUGAUGUCCUACCUGAACGGGAAGCUGAACACAUCGGAGGAAACCUUGGACCUUCUCCACGGGGACGCCAACGCCACCGACGCUAAUUUGGACGCACUGACUGACGAGGCCGACCGGCUGGAGCAGAGCGUGAAGGAGCUGAGACAGCAGGUGUACGACGCCAAGAACGCCAACAUCCAGGGGGCCAUGGACACCAUUACAGACGCACACAGGCAGUCUAUGAUGGCGGAGCUCCGCGCCAACGCCUCCACCAGCGAUCCUGGAAACACAGUGGAGCGGUCGGCUGCGGUACGGAAAGCCACCGAGGACAAACUGAGCAGCGGUCAGAAGGAGUUCGAUCGCAAGCACCAGAGAAAUCAGAAGAAGCUCGACAAACUGUCGAAUGAGCUGAAGCAGUUGGACCUCGUCUCACUGAGUGAAAAGACGUGUGGAGGUGCAGCUGAAGGCGACAGCUGCUCCGACUCCUCCUGCGGUGGUUUGGGUUGUCGUGGAGACGGAGCGCCUCAGUGCGGAGGAGAGGGAUGCGGUGGCCUCGUCAUCACCUCGGAAAAAGCUCUUAAAUCAGCCAAAGACCUGGACCAGGAGAUCCUGACGGCGAUGCAGGAGGUGGACAAGCUCUCCAGGAUGGUGUGGGAGGCCAACAACCGUGCAAACGCGGCCAAGGUGAACGCUAUGGAGGUGCUGAUCAAAUCCAACCAGAGCAAAGAGCGGGUGGAGCAGAGCAACGACCAGCUGCGCAACCUCAUCAAGGAGAUCCGAGACCUGCUGACCAAUGAAAAAGCAGACGUUUCCGUGAUCGAGGCGGUGGCCAACGAGGUGCUGACUCUGGAGAUGCCGACCUCGACCGAGAAGCUGCAGGAGCUGACGAAGGAGAUCAGGGAGAAGGUCGGCACUCUGACCAGCGUGGAGUCGAUCCUCAGUCAGAGCGCCGACGACAUCCAGGCUGCUGAGGCGCUGCUGAAACAGGCGAAGGCUGCCAGUGAGCAGGCGUCCAACAUGAAGGACACGGCGGAGGUCGUGAAGGCGGCGCUGGACGAGAGCGAGCGGGCUCAGAACGUCGCCAUGGACGCCAUCCAGCUGGCUCAGAACAACACUAAAGGCACCCUGGACCUGCUGAUCACCGUGGAGUCGGAGACGGCCAUGUCGGAGCUGAAGCUCAGUAACACCACGGGUCGUCUGGUCCAGCUGGAGCGGGAGGUCGGGCUGCUGAGGCAGAACAACCUGGAGGUGAACCGGCUGGCGGAGCGGGUCGACUGGAUCACAGAACAGGCCAAACAGAACGCAGACGAGGCGCAGCAGGAGUUUGACGUGGAGGUGAAAGAUAAAUUCGAGGAGGCGGAGGACCUGGUGGGGGAUAAAGGGGAGUCGGUGCUGCAGGCGAGGAGGAAAGCGGACGAACUGCAGCAGGAGGCCAAAGAGCUGCUCGCUCAGAGCAGCGCCAAGCUACAGAGACUCAGCGAGUUGGAGAGAGCCUACGAGUCGAACCAGCGAGUCCUGGAGGCCAGAGCUGCAGAGCUGGCCGAGCUGGAGCGAAAGGUCCGCGGGAUCCUGGACGAGAUCAGCCAGAAAGUGACGCUGUACAGCACCUGUCUGUGAUGAUCACCUGGAACGCCGCAGCGCCUCAAACUCUUUAGUGUUUCUCAUGUGAACCGGCUGGGAUCUUAACAGUGCCAAGGUUUUUUUUUUUUUUUAAAUAGCGUUACAAACAAUCGCUCCCAGAUGAUUCCCUCGUAUCCUAAAGCUAUCAGGACCAAACACUGUAAUAUGUUUGACACCGUCAGUGCCAACAGGUUUGAUUAUGUGUGAACCAGCAUCUUAACGCCCAGCUGUACCGGACCAGCUGAGCCGACAAGUAUUUUAACAAUGGAAACAACCAAUAAAGUAUUGAAGUAACGAGUCCCAAAGGAAACCACUAAAAGCCAAUGUGACCUCAGUGCUCCAAACCAAAACUGUGUAGAGAAUAUACAACAAUUUAACUCUAUAAGCUACGACAACACGUGUAUUUAAAUAUAUGACUGAACAUUUUUGACAGAAAUAUUAAAGUUUUAUAAAGUUUUAUAUGUAUACUGAAUAAGCCCAAAGAUUGAAAACAAAAAUCACUGUCUGGACCAAAACAAAGUCAUUGUGAAUGUUUAUGUGACAAGAAUUAAAUACUGAAUUGAAAGUGAA